AUGACAGUUAAAUUCACUGAAAAGGCACAUGAUAGGGUAAGCUAUUCUACAUUUAAUACCAUUAAAUUCUUGAUUCAAAGUAAAAGCACUGGAAUCAUUUGGGUAAGAGAUAAAACAAACAUGCAUAGAUCCACUGAUCAGCCACCCAACCAAUAACUCUUUUCCAGAUCUAUUAUUAUACCACAUUCCUGCUGUCAGCAGUGGUUGUACUGGCUUUGGAGUCUCUUGUAGCAAAUGGUAAACUUCAAACUAGUUGCACAUAUAUGACUCAGCUCAAAUUACAUUCAAAUUACACAUAAACUUCAUCUUUUUUAGCCUGUUAUAAAUUUAAGAGUACUAAAUAUUAAUUAAAAACUACAAUUUUGAUCAAGAAUGGAGAAAAUUAAAUCUAGGUGCAUAUGCUUUGCUGCAGGAUAUCAAUUCCAUUACAGUUUCACCUAAUGACAAGCUCCUUGCAACUGGUUCACAAGAUAAAACUGCAAGGGUAGGAAGACUGUAAAUUAUUGUUUUAUUAUUGAUACUGCUUUUCUUAUUAUUGUUCUUAUUACUGUUUUUAUAUAAUGCUAGACAUUUAACUUACAUUUUUAAUAACGUUUGUUAAUUGUCGAGAUUUUUUUAUAAUUUUUUUUGUUGUUAAUGGCCCAAGCUAAGGCACUGAUGAUACAUGAAGUAGAGUUGCAAUAAUUAGAAGUGAUCAUGAUUAUUUUUCUGCAGUUGAAAACUAAUUGAUUAAUACUCUGUUAUCAUGCUCUCGAAAACUUGGCCUCUCAAGCAUGUGAGGAUAGGGUUUCAGGGAAGUGGGCUAGAAAAUUGGGGUGAGGGAACUCCCUUGGUUCCCAUUCUAUGUCCCUAACUACGUUUUUUUGACCCAAGAUACUAGAAGCAGUACAUAUAAUAAGAAGAAGAAGAAAAAGAAGAGGAGGAGGAAGAAGAAAGUUCUUUUUUACAGAUGGCCAGUGUCACACAAUGUGGUUUUCAAUAGGGCACUGCAUAUAAAAAAUAAAAUUGCUAAAAUACAGUACUAAAAAUGACAGAAACCUAAUAUUCAAAAAUCAAAUGAACUAAGAAAAUUUCACACCUAGGAAAUUGUAGUCUUUCAAUGCACCAUUAAAGUAUCUCAGCAAUCCCCUGUUAGUUUUGAUCUAAUAGUUCUAAUAGAUUCCUUGGAGCGAGAGUUAUGGCUGUGAUAGUCUAAACCUCGGAUAAUCGUGCUGUUUCUUUCACUGUCAUUAAUAAUAAGACUUAAAAAGACAGUGUUGCAUUUGCUUUCUGGUUUAUAGAUUCAUCCAUUUCAGAUCUGAAACUACUUCAGUGGAAAAAAAGAAUGCGGUGCUCAAUCCAGAACUAUCUUGGCUGCCUUACUUUUCAUGACCAUUGGUGACACAGAUCUUCCUUGCAUAAACUGGGAAUCGAUGUUUGAUCAUGUAGAUGUUACAAAGUUAGAAACGAGGCAAUAAUGAUAAAUUUGAAUUAACCUGUAUUAUAUUAUUCGCCACAGAUAUGGGUUAUAGCAAGUGGUUCAUCGUUAGGAACUUUACGUGGUCACAAGAAAGGUGUUUGGUGCGUAAAAUUCUCACCUGUGGAUCAGUGCCUAGCCACAUCAUCUGCUGAUUCCACUAUCAAGAUAUGGGCCUUGUCUGAUCUGACAUGUGUCAAGACAUUUGAGGGACACACAAGUUCAGUUUUAAGGAUAUGCUUUAUAACCAGAGGGAUGCAGCUUAUAUCAAGGUACAACCUUUAGUAUUAAACUAGAAGGUGGAUGGUAAAUUAAUUGAAAAAAAAGUAGCAAAACAAAAUAAUCAUUCUUCCAAUAAAACUUCACAUUCAUUUUAUAGCCAGUUGAAAAAAAACCUAAUUUUUCACUGCACUACUCUUGGUUUCACUUUCCUGGUCAUCUGAGGAAUGAAAUCCUCUCUAGGUGUCCCUUUGUGGCAUUUUUGGACAUACAACUUUAGUGAUAUAACACCACUUACAAACAAAUUGCACUUCACUAUAUGGUGUAGCACUGUCUAGCUGAAAGCACUGAGAUUGCAAUUUGAUAUGUAAUAAUUGUUAUUACUUAAUACAACUUGAAUGUCUUUUCACAUGAUAGACCUACUUAACUGAAGUGAUAGGGACUUCCACAAUAAAGAUAACUUAUUUUCCUGAAAGCUGGAGUCCUUUUAGUGAUGUGGUUACUGCCUCAGCUGCGGUUGUUGCUGUUGAGUGAUUUUGUGCGUUUUGAAAUGGUUUGGCAUGUAUGUUUGACUUUCCAGUGGCUCUGAGGGUCUUCUCAAGUUAUGGACAAUAAAAACCAAUGAAUGCAUCAAGACAUUUGAUCAGCAUUUAGAUAAGGUAACAGUAGUUCUAAACAUCAAAACUGAAAUUAAACCUAGUAAAAACAGGAAAGAAUAAAAAAACAUAAAAUAUCUUGGAAAAAUAAUGUUAACAUUUUAAGAGGUGUUACUUAAUAUGCUCAUCAUGACAUAAGAUUGAGGUAGAAAAAAAUUCCAGGGGCCCAUUUCUCAAAAGUCCUGGUAACUUUUUGGGCCCAAAGGCAAAUUUUAAAAUAAAAACUGUUGGAAUAGUACCACAGUUCCUACCUCACAAAUUGGUGAAUUUUGCUUCAUUAACUGAUAGUUUGAUUGUAUUAUUUAUAAAAUUAUUGAAUUUUUGAUCUUGAAUGCAAACAUGGCAAACAUAAAACAGUUUUUCGGGCCUGAAAAGUGUUUGGUCUUUCAAGAAACAGGCCCCAGGUCCUUACAGAGACUUUUUCUUGAGAGACUGUGCAAACAAUCCCCAAUUUAAGUUUUAACCUAGAGUUUUAAUAAAAUUGCUCUUGACUUUUCCCAGUGAUGUAAGAUAUAUGUUUUGAGGCCGGGACAUGGAAGGGUGAAAGGGUAGACUGCAAGGAAGGAGGAGACUCAGAGAGAAAGACAGCUGUCAAUCAAAAGUUGUAUUAGGAGUUAGUGCAAACUUGUGUUUCCUCUUUCCUUUCCACUUACCUCUGGCUCUGCAGUCUGAGACAACUGAGAGCGAGUCAGGGUUUAAAGACCAUUUUAUUAUUUAAUUAUGGCAAUUCUUAAAGUAAUUAAUGACAAAAACUGUUUAAAAAUAUUAUGUGUGCUGUGUAGGUCUGGAGCAUAGCAGUUAAUAAAAGUCAAGAUCAAAUUGUUUCGGGAGGUGCUGAUUCAGUGAUUAACGUCUGGAAGGUAAACAACUUUUACUAAUAAUAGAAAAGUAGAAAAAGAAGCAUAAAUAACAGUAGAAAAAGAAGCAUAAAUAACAGUUUCGAUUAUCAACAAAUAAUUAUUGUUGAUAAUUUCUGGGUUUGCAGGAAGUCUUUUUUGAGGGAAUAUUUUUUCUAUUUUAAUGAAGUACAUGUAUGGGCAUGAAUGUAGGUAAGACCAUAUUGAUUGUACUACAACUACCAGAACUGUUCAGUCUUUCUUUAUCCUGUAGUCAAAUUGUGCAUGAAGGAUAUCCUUCAGCAUAAAACCUGAUGUGAAUACAGCAAGAUAAGAUUGUGUUUUAACACAUGGGGCCCAAGCACUAGUGUAGGGUUCUUAUUGCUCCCCAGUGGGGGUGGGGGGGGGACCUAUGGAUUUCAAGUGAGGGGGAUGAUCGAAGGACUUUUUUGGAUUUGAAAUUUUUGAUUCUGGGAUUAUUUUGUGGGUGGAAAAAUUUGGCAAGUAUUUUUUGCGUGGCUUGAUUUAAGUAGGGAUAUUUUGGAUAUUCAAACAAUGCGAAGAUUCGUGAUGGUGCCCACAUAUCUCCAAAAUUUAUGAGGCUUGGAAAUUUAACAUGGGAUUUUUUUUAGGUUUAUGUUUGGUCCAGGGAUUUUUGGGGGUUUUGAUAUUUGCUCCCAUUUGAUCAUCCGUGCAGUUUGAAAUCCAAAGUACCCUCUUUGGUAUUGCUCUCUCAGGUGUUUUGCCUUAUUGUCAUUUUUUUUUCCUUUGCCAGGAUGUGAGUGAAACUGAAAAGGAAGAGGCACAAGCUGCAUUAGAAGAGAAUGUGCUAAAGUGAGUUCUAUGUGAUAUUAUUAUAAUAGAUAUUAUCUCUGAAUCAUUACAAUAGAACUAUUAAAUAAAGUGUUUCAACUUUCUGUUUACAGUCUAAUCUUAUGUUUAUCUUAAUCUGCUUAUCAGAGUUAUGUAAUUACAUUAAUUUAAUGAAAAGCAAGUUUGUCUGCUCUCUAUUCAAGAUGACAGAUUAAAUCCUGCAGCUGAUUGUAGAUGAAAAAUUACUUAUGUUGAUGAAUUAAUUUUUCGUGUACAAUAACAGUUGCUUGGUUAAUGUACAAUGACUGGACAAACCUGUUGGCCUUCAAAAGAGCAAUCUGAUCGAAUUCAAAGAUGCAUGGUAAAGGAUCCAACCAUUGUAGUCUUAAUUCUGCUCUAUUAAUCAUGGAGAAGGAUGCUAACUAAUGUAGUUUUAAUAUUGCUUAUCACAGUCAAUGAACCAACCAUUGUUACGUAGUUAUAGUAUUGCUCUAUACUUUUGGUGAAAAGUGCUUGGAGGUUGUCAACCCAUUUGGUGAUAAAUUAUAUUGUCCCAUACUAAUCAGUUAAAGUAUGUGGUCUGUGCUUGAGGGGCAACUUAAAGAAAACAAAUCAGUUAGCCGUUUAUACAGCAGAGGCGGCAUAGCCCAGUGGUUAGAGCACUUGUCUUGUAAUUCUGAGUUCCAGAGUUCAAGUCCCGCCCUGACUGCUAGCUGGGUUUGUUCACGGUAGUCCCCAGUUGAAAUCCUCAACCAUGCUUGCAAAAAGCCAGCUGGUUUGCCUCCAGCCAGUUGUGAUUCUUAACCCUGUUAUGUUUGGUGUAGACUAUUUGUUUUAGCCAUAAAUAUCCACCAGCACUAGUGCUAUAAAAUAAUACUGCCGAGGGUGAGGGUGUAGCAGUUAUCAAUAUUGUUUCCUCUGUUCAUAAAUAUCUGUCUUUGAGAUUUCUUAGCUAAACCAAAGUGGAUGGAAUUAUCACUUAACAGCCGACAGCUAAGUUCUUUGUUGAUGCUUUUAAAAUACUGAAACUAUUUUGGGAGCUAAUAACAUGCUAGAUUGGUUAAAUAAUAAUAAUAAUUAGUAGACUAUAUUACUAACCGUAUAUUGGCAUUGAAAGUUAUUAAGUUAAUAUUAAGUGUGCACAGACAACAGUGGCAUAUCAUGCAUGAAUCAUUGUGAUGUAUUUGUCUUGUAGACAGCAAGAGUUGUCCAAUCUCGUCAGUGGUAAGAAAUACCUUGAGGCUAUAGCUUUGGCUAUUACACUCAACCAGCCUUUUAGAGUUCUUAGCAUCAUUAAAGGUAACUGAUCUCAAACUAAAUUUUUUCCCUUUAUUUAAUUAAACAGGGUUAAAUUAUCACUUGAAAAACCACAAAGAACCAUCUCUAGAGGGCUAAAAAUACAGUCAAACCCCACUCAAUGGAUACCUGCUUAAUAUGGACACCUUGUUAUCACAGGCAAUUGGCUUUGUCCCCAGGGAAAGAAAGCCCUUCCUUAUAUUUUCUCUAAAUUCAACCCACUUUGUACCCGUGGACACUUUCUAUGGCCCCCUCAGUGUCCGCUGUAUUAAGGGGGUUUGACGGCAGAGUCUUAAGACAAGAUGUCACACCUCAAUUUCAGCAUUUGUAACCAUUCUGUAAUAAAAGCAGAAUGGAGGCAAGUAAUAAUGAAAUAAUGUCCUCAAGAUUAAGUUGUCAAUAACUAACUGUGGCACUGAUAUUAUGAAGAUAUCUCACAUUUCUUUUAACUGUCCAUCCAUCGUACUUUUUUUUGUAACUAUAAAGGUUAAAUAUUUUAACAAGAUGAAUUUUGUUGCACUGGAGGAUUGGUUACUUGUACUCAAGCUUAUUUGGAAAUUGAAUUUAGUUGGUGAUUAUAUGUUUGCACUUCACUGUAGAUGUUCUUCUUGUUCAGAAUGGAUUGGAAGAAUUAACAAAGGCUGUUACAUCUUUUAGGGAAGAUCAGCUUGGUAUGGCCAGUAUUAAGUCAGUUUUUAUUUUAGCUAGAUAAAUCGCUCUAAUAUACUUUCUUAAAAUUAUGCUGAAAAAAUGACAGUACUAAUUCUUCAAUCAUCAGUUUCCCUAUUUAUAUGAAAACUAAGCUCUAGGCUUAUCUUUUUAAGGAUGCAUUUGAUUUGUAAUUUUAGCAUGUUAGCAUGAAUAUUAUUAGCAUUUGCUUAACUUAUUGUUAAAUGGUAAGGUAGAUUUUUACAUAGUUAAUAGUAGCUAAAGUAUUGUAAAACACCAUGGACAAUUAAUGGAGUAUGGUGGACCAUAAAUGCAUUUUAAUUUUUCAUUAAGUUUACCUUAUCUGUGUUGUAGAUGUCAUCUUAAGGUUUCUUGUGGAAUGGAAUACCAACUCCAAGAAUUGCCAUGUUGCCCAGACAGGUGAGAAUUGAUUUACUACGGGUUGAAGGUAUCUUUUCAACCUGUCCCUUACGAAAUAUUAUAUAAUUAACAAAUACAAUAAACAAUUAUUUCAGAAAUAUUAUGAUAGUACCAGUAGGUUAAUUAUGGGGUGUAUCCUAGCUACCAUAGUUUGGAUCCUAUUAACUCUUCCUGAGAUCUUAUAUCCCCUCAGUAGUAGCCUGUUCCAGGCUCUCAGAUAGUAGGGAAGGCAUGAAAGAGCAGGGAAGACGUUAGCCUGGGACCAGGCUCUGCAGUGGCUCUGCAGUCCCAAAUAAAAUCAACUUUUGGGCUUGUUAAUAAUUUCACCAUUACAGUUAUAAUGACUCUUGAUGGUGACUGUGCCUCAUGUAGCACAAAGUAUGUCCUGAGCCAUGCCCAUGAUUUUUGUAUCAGGGGAGGGCUGGGCUGAUAUGGGAGAGACUGUAAAAAUGACAGUUUCCAGAUUUAGAUGUCCAGAGGGGUUGGCAUUUCCGUUACCCCCCUGAAAGUUUAUAGCUGAGCGAGUGACAAACUGAAUUGCCAACGAGAACUACCGUAAAUUGAUCUGCAGUUCACAGUCAAAAAAUCAAAUUGGUAGUUCUUUUCUUGACAUGCUAAAGUUGUAUGUACAUGCAGCACUACCUUUAUGUAACUUUAGCUGUGUAUAUUCUUCUUUUUAGUUUUGUCAAUUAUUCUAAAAAACAAGACACCAUAUGAGUUGAUGAACAGGCCAAAUAUGAAAGAGACUGUGGAGGCUCUCAUCCCUUACAGUGGUUUGUUUUUAGUUCACAGUAACUGUUUCUAUUUAGUCUGUCUUUGUUCUGGGUGACUUGAAGGCUGUAGGGAGCAAAAGUCAGUUUGACUUUGUGGGGGAUCACGUUACAUAUGGCUCAAAUCAAGGAAAAAUUAAAAUUAGGUUGAAUUGUCAGGGUUGUGCUCUAAAUUAUUCUAUGACUAAUAACUAUCACCUUAGUCAAGUUUGUUUUCCGCUUGUUUGUACAGCCAAGGGCUUUGCUGGAAACUUUUAUGUCACACAACUUGUUUUAAGUCAUUUACUUGCCUUUGUACUAUGUAAUAAAAGUUAUCCCUAGCAAGGCACCAAAGGAAUCAAGACCGAACCUUUUUAGCGUUAACUUGGAGUACUUCAUCAAGUUGCUGUUGUUUUUUCUCCAGCAAUCAUAUUGGCUGCAUGGAAAACAGUCUAAUAGCCUGCAAAUGUGGACAUAUAAUUAUCUGGUCGUCGCUUCACCUUCUCUCCGAAGAGAAGGGAUGAGCAAAAAUAGGUCUGCGUACACAGGCUAACAGCCUUUCAGAAGAACAGGUUAUUGGACGAUUGUACCAGUGAGACCAAUAACAAAUCCUUUUGGCCAAUGUUUCAGGAGAAAAGAAAAUCUACAAUAGGUUGUUACAAUAGGUUGUGAUCUGUUGUUAAUCCUUUAUGAACCAACACUAGUCUUGUUUUUCUUCCUAGUAGCGAUCCUCUUUAAAUAAGCAAUUGGAUCAGGGAUGUCUAUUUAAGCUAACCUGAUUUAUUCAUCAUUGCAGAAAAGCACUUUCAAAGGAUGAAUCGGCUUUUACAGGCAAGUUUGAGCUGUAAAGUGUUAAGUUAGUUUUGUCUGUUUUGCCAGAACAUCAUACUAUGAGAGUUAAUAUAACUUACAUGUACACUUUGUGAUAUUGUAUAAAAAUAAUGCAGGUUAUGUCAAAAUUGGUGGAAUGAUCCAUAUUUUCGUGGCUGUGUAUCAGCGUUCAUUGCAUUUUAAGGCAGAACAUUGCAAUCGCGAUCACCAAAGGAGUUAAUGCAUACUGUGAAACCUGUAUUAAGCGGACACCCUCUGUUAAGUGGACAGUAGCCAAAGUCCCCAAACUUAUUUCCCUUAUUUACUUUAAAUGAAACCUUUAUUAAGCGGACACUUCUAUUAAGUGGACGCAGACACCUAAAAAGUACCUAAAAAGGGCCAUUUCUAUUGUUGCCAACCUGUAUUAAACGGACACUUGUAAUUAAAUUCCACCACCCAACAUGCCAGACACCGGAAAUGCGAAAGAUUGCCUCGAAUUGCCACCCACAAAUUUUUCAAUUUUUACAUUAAAAAACGUGACUUGACGAACUUAUUUGAUUAGUUUCACAGUACAGGAUUGUUUUCUAUUUCGUUUUGUUUGUAUAGAGCUUGUUUCACUCAUCUGAUUUCUUCAAAUUUGAGUUUCAAUCCAUGUUUAUGGUACUAUGAUCAAUAUUGGUUCACUUUGAUAAAGAAAUUAAUGCAAACAUCUAUCGUCAUAGUUUCUGGGAGUAUUAUAAACGCUUCCACUGUUCAUUUGAAUGGCAUUUGACACCUCAUAAGACGUAUUAUAUCGAAACCUGUAUUAGGUGGACACCCUGUAUUAAGCGGACACCACAGCAUUCCCCGAGAGUGUCCGCUUAAUACAGGUUUCACUGUAUUCCAAAGCUUGAUACAGUGCAUGCAUUAUCAAAGAUCUCUUGCAGAUUUUUGUAGUCAUUGCACAAAUGGCAAGUCACACCACAUUUUUUUUUCUCUUUGAAAAUGACCAUUGUGGUGUAACUUCACCUGUUUGAGAUGCUCCAGCACAUAAACAUUUUUGUCAUAAAUUGUCGGCAGUUUAAAUUUUAUAAGACAAAUGAACUUGUGUGGAUCAGGACUGUAGUGUAUGAUGUUGCAAUGGUGAUGGCCAUUGUGAGAAAGCUUUCAAAAACAAACUGUCUUCAAUUUUGAGUUAGGUUUAGUCUAUUCCUUAAUUUGCUGGCCUCUUCUUGUUCAUUAGUUCUUAUUUUUUUCAACAGCAAAUGGAGUUCAUUGAGUACACCUGGCAAUCAAUGAAGCUUUCAGCUCCUCUCACCAGUCUCCCUCAGUAAACAUCAUUUUACUGUUUGUUCUUUGUUUUGUGUAAUACGGUUCACUUUGCCAGUUUAUUACAUGUACAACUGAAUUAAAGCUACUUUAGUUGCAUUUAGUUGAAAUUUAUUUUAUUUAACUCCUACACGUAGAAGUAAUUGAGACGAAUGCAUCAUGUUACUUCAUUUUAUUUAAACUGAUGUUUAACUCCUUGAUGUUUAACAUUCCCCAGCAGCAGCCUUAGCUUGGGCUAUGGUGAUAUGAUCAAUUCAUUAAAAAGUCACUGUUGUUGAUUUUAGGAGCAUUGGAGAACCAUCGCAAGCUGUAUCUACUAGCAGUGGUGCUGAGGACUGCAGACUAACCAGGAGUACUGAUAAUUCACCAGAGGAUCAUCAGGCAUCUGAAAACAUUGAUUUACCAUCCUCUCCAGUGGAAGUAAACUACACAAAUGGCCGACAUACUGAAGAAACCUCAGAAGAAGAA
This is a messenger RNA of Porites evermanni, 9700 nucleotides long. Lineage: Eukaryota; Metazoa; Cnidaria; Anthozoa; Scleractinia; Poritidae. The record is from the annotation of a GenBank genome assembly.